Molecule: messenger RNA, 3072 nt
Organism: Wyeomyia smithii (pitcher-plant mosquito)
Lineage: Eukaryota; Metazoa; Arthropoda; Insecta; Diptera; Culicidae
Product: putative sodium-dependent multivitamin transporter
Exons: 7
Coding region: 690-2474 (594 amino acids)
Biological process (GO): transmembrane transport; sodium ion transport
Cellular component (GO): membrane
Molecular function (GO): symporter activity
Source: RefSeq, a predicted model, not a curated record
UAUAUCAGUCGCACGCGCGCUCACAUAACAGUCAUACGCGAGGAAGCAUCAGGGAGUUCACACGGUACGCGAUGUGAAUUGUGUUUGCCGACUGUAGGACGGGUUUAUUUUUAAUUUCAAUAUUUUCCCCUUUGUACCGUCAUUCCUGGUGACCUCGCACAAGUAUUCGUCCCAAAUAUUAAAUGAAUUUUAAUUGGCCUGUAAGUAAUUUCGACUGCAAACAUUGUAGUACCAAGUCAUCGCAUUCGCCGUGUUCUCUAACAAGAAACGAACAAGUGGUGUUGUGCAAGUGACGGACAGCAGAAAAAAAACUCAACUAUCCGUGCUAAGGAUGACUUAAACUCGAAUCAACAACGUUAAAAAGCCGAAAUUAUGCAGUGAAGAGGUGAAAAGAAAAUAGAAAUCAAUCCAGUGACUCUAACCUCAAAGCUCACAUCGAACACCAUGAAAGCCGCAACUUCCAAGCCCGUGGUUAUCUGAUAGUGGUUCAGUGUGUGUUGAUUUCGAGGUGUCUACCUCCUUUUUUCACUCUCAGACAUUCCGUCAAUCGCUGGAUUACUUACGUCGCGACGCCUAUAUAGCUUCGUCAUUCGCAGUCGAGACCCUUAAUUGCACACGGGCUUGGCAGUGAAAACCGCUUGCGUAAGCUGGCGUUAGAAUUUCUCUGAUUGAGCGACUCGUAAGCAAAAAUGGCUUCGUUCGGCGCUUGGGACUACGUGGUGCUCGUUGCCGUAAUGAUGGUGUCGGCAGGUAUCGGCAUUUACUACAGGUUUUCCGGUGGCAAGCAGAAAACCACUACGGAAUAUUUGCUGGCCGAUCGCAACAUGUCCAUCUGGCCGGUAUCGUUCAGCCUGAUGGCAAGCUUUAUGUCGGCGAUCACACUGCUGGGAGUUUCGAACGAAAACUACCAAUUUGGGACCCAGUUCGUAGUGAUAAACUUUUCGUACGGAUUGGCCACACCGAUUGCAGCCUAUUUGUUUCUGCCUGUAUUUUUCAAACUGGAGGCCAGUAGUGCCUAUGAAUAUCUAGAGAUGCGGUUCGGUAAAAAGACUCGAUUGGUUGCCUCACUGGCCUAUCUAUUGCAAAUGAUUUUGUACAUGGGAAUCGCCGUUUACGCCCCGGCGCUGGCCCUGGAAGCGGUCACCGGCUUGAAUCAGACCUAUUCCAUCCUGGCGAUCGGAAUAAUCUGCACGUUUUACUCUACAAUCGGUGGUAUGAAAGCGGUGUUGUAUACAGAUCUGUUCCAAUCGAUAUUAAUGUUUGCGGCUAUUUUCGCGGUUAUUAUCUGCGCCGCAAUUGACGCCGGAGGCUUAGGAAAAAUCUGGGAAGUUGCUGAAAGGGGGAACCGGCUGGAAUUUUUGAAUUUCGAUCCAGAUCCAACUACACGACACACCUGGUGGUCUCUGAUAAUCGGUGGAAUGUUUACAUACCUUUCGCUUUAUGCGGUCAACCAAACGCAGGUCCAGCGGCUUAAAACUGUCAAGGAUCUCAGAUCAGCUCAACAGGCGCUUUGGCUAAACUGGCCAAUACUGUCGUUGCUAAGUCUCAGCACCUCCUUUAGUGGUCUAGCAAUUUAUUACUACUACAGUACUUGUGAUCCACUGAAACAAGGCCGUAUCAGUGUCCGCGAUCAGACAAUGCCGCUGUUCGUGGUGGACGCUAUGGGAAGUAUGCCCGGACUGCCAGGCCUGUUUGUGUCCGGUAUCUUCUCUGCAAGCUUGUCUACAGUAUCAGCAGCACUCAACUCACUAGCAGCUGUCACUCUGGAGGACUACCUGAAACCACUGUAUGCCAAAAUUCGGGGCCGGUCCCUGCCCGACAUGCAGUCCAGUUUCCCCACCAAGGUAAUGGCAUUCGUCUAUGGCGUCAUCUGCAUAGCUGUGGCCUUUAUUGCCCAAUUUAUGGGAGGCGUGCUGCAAGCUUCGUUGACGAUUUUCGGAGUCGUAGGAGGACCGCUUUUCGCUCUUUUCUCGAUGGGAAUGUUUACAAAACGCGCAAACCAAAGAGGAGUUAUCGUCGGCUUGCUAGUGGGACUGUCAUUUUCCCUCUGGAUCGGAUUUGGUCAACCCAAACCGCCUCUCAAGAUGCUGAACUUUUCCGUAGACGAUUGCAGCCGAUUUGGUGGAUAUAACUCCACCGAAAGUACCCCGAUUGUAAUGGCACAGCGAGUAGACAGACCAGCCUCGGACUAUUUCUACCUGUACAGAUUGUCCUAUCUGUGGUCGGUUGUACUAGGAUAUAUAGUAACCUUCAUCGUAGGCUACGGAACUAGCUUAACGCUGCGAUGGCUCGGUUACGAGGGAAAAGAACGGAUCUAUUUAGACAACGAUAAAAUGUACAUUAACACGGAACUUUUCUCGCCCCCGAUCGCCAAGCGCAUGAAAAGAGCUCUCGCCAGACAUAUCGAGAAUGGAGGCGAUAUCGAAAUCACCAAACAAAAUGGCAUCCAUAAAGCUGAUUUCACCCACCUCUGAGAUUCACCCUGUCUGUCUCAUACACAAAAAUUGGUGUAGACUGUUAUUAGCGUUACCUUUACAAGCCGAGAUCGAACAAAUUCAUCCACAACAACACAUCAAGUAUUGAACGUACCGACUGGCAGAUCAAUGUGUGAUCCCGAAAACCGCUUUUAACUUAAAUCAGCAUGAAUGUGUCCUUAACAAAACAAAAUGCCAGGCAAGUUGCCGCAUUACAAUGCGUUUCGAUAAUCGAACGGUUCAACAAUAAUCGGUAAUUGCACACUAGCUGCAAUGCGAACAAUACAAACGUCUUCCAGAGAACGAGUAGUUAUGGAUAUACAUACACACAAGUAGUAAAACUAUGCUCUAGUUUUAGGCACAAACACAGCAAAACAAAGGUUGAUUUACUUAAUUGUUUUUAGAAAAACGAAGAAACUUACUAAUUUAUUACUGCGGUCGCUUAUGUUUCCAAUAGGCGAAACUGACGCAGCGUAAUGGCCAAUUGGCUUAUCUUGAUUCAGUAGUGUGAUAUAUAGUAUAUGGCAGUGAAACGAAAAUGUUUAUCAAUUGUUACAAAUUGGAGUGAUGUCGAGUAAAACAGGAUAUACAGGAAGAA